Molecule: messenger RNA, 2155 nt
Organism: Ostrea edulis (European flat oyster)
Lineage: Eukaryota; Metazoa; Mollusca; Bivalvia; Ostreida; Ostreidae
Exons: 6
Coding region: 916-1965 (349 amino acids)
Source: RefSeq, a predicted model, not a curated record
UCAUAACAUGUCGACAUUGGCGAUAGCUGCACGUAUUGUUUGAAAGAUAGAAGAGACUUAAUGAAAAUACUUUCAAAAUAGUAGGGACUAAAGUCGCAUCUGAAAGAAAUCUUUGUGUAAAACUAAUAUAUACCGUUGGAGAAUUUCCAUUAUCAGAGAAAAAUAAGAUAUGUUUACCAUGUGCCAAGAUUUUGGAUAAAUGCUAUGAUUUAAAAUGUAUGAUGAGGGUAAAAGUGCUAGUUGACGAUGUCGAGGAAGUGUUAGGUAGUGUUAAAAAGUUGUGCGUAACACCUUCAGGCCCGACUCCAUAAAGACGACGUGUGUCUGUGAUUGACUCCAUCAAAAAAAGUAUCCAACAACAAUCAUAAACAUCGCCUGUCACAAGCAAAGAGAAGGCCAGGAAAAGUCUGCAGUUCCUGGAUCAUGCGUAUUCAAAAUCUUCAGAACCUCUGGGCCAAUUUCAAUCAAACUCGGUACACACCAUCCAUGGCUGAAGGGGAUUCAAGUUCAUUUAAAUGAAAGGUCAUACCCCUUUCAAAGGGGAUAUAAUCACGAAAAAUAUGAUACCGAGAGGUUUAGAAUCAUCAAACCUUGAGAUGAAUUGAGAGCAUUAAAGAUACCGGUUGGUGGUGAUCAGUUAGCCAGGAUAAGAUUACAGGGAGCAAAGGUUUUGCGUGCUGGAGCCGACAUUUGACCAGCUGUAUCCAAUGAUUGUGGAAUUUUUCCAUACUGUAAUGGAUUUUGUUGAGAAAAUGAUGAAAAGAUUUAUGAAAUCAAAAUCCGGAAGAGAUGUUGGAACUUUAGAACAACUCAAAGUAAACAUUCACAGGACAAAUGUAAAUGGGAAUGUGAAAAGCAGAUUCGCUGCACAUGAAGAAUUUGUUCUCUUAGUUGGAGAGGCCUAUUUCUUGGAGUAUGCUUAUCAAAUUUCAACAUGGAAGAUACAGUGUACCAUCAAAUCAUAUUGAGGAAGGAAUUAAUUGUACUCACCAUGACACUAGAGAGAAAAGAUUUAAAACCGUGUUCAAAAACUUGGCAGCUGCUGUAAUAGGUACAACUAAAUUGAAACAGCCAACAGUACCCCUAGAGAUAAAUGGGCAGAAUAUUUUGGCUCCUGUCACUGACGUAAAGGCCUGUAUUGAUAUUGAUAUCAUAGUUGGCGCUGAACAGAUGAAGGUUGUAAUUCCUUGUAAAACUCUCACAGUUAACAAAGCGGUUCUGGUUCAAAUUGCAGGAGGAUGUAAAUUGUUGAUUAGAUUGAAAGAUGAAGAUGACCUGUAUAAUUAUGCAACACAAUAUUUACACUGGUAUUCGAUUCUCGCAGUAUUUAAAGACUCGAUAGCUGAGGGAAAUAUCUUCAUGAUAAAUAUUGUACUAAAGAUGAUGAUUCCUUGCUUUUAUGGAUAUUCUGUGCUUUCAAAGUAUUUCGUGGAAUGCAUUGAUUUUAUACUGAAAACAGAACAUUUACUCGAGCCUAAGUUAGCACUUCUAGUGCGUACAAGUUCUCUGGUUAAUCCAUCUGGAUGGACAGGUCAGAACAAACCAGCAGAUCUGGAGAAAGAAAAUCAAGUGAAGGAACUGAAAAAACUCAUCAAGGGAUUGGGAGCUAACAAAACCGAAAAUUCCAUCAUUCAGAUUUCGAAAGCUGCCCCCAUUAUAAAUACAAUUACAUCUAAUAUGGAUGAAGAAAUUGGCCACAAGACGAUUAAAUCUAGUCAUAAACAUAGAUCUCAGGUGGAUGAACUGAAGUCAUUAUUAAGAACUCUCCGCGAUGCCAAAUCAUUCAUAUAUUCACCGGGAAGAUAUCUCCAGGCAUACAAAGGAAUUAAAAGGAGUGUUUAUGAUGAACUAUCCAUGAAAAAAAUUGUUUUUGAAAGUACAAUAAUGAGUGUUGUCAAUAGGUUGAAAAGGGACAUGCCAGUUGAUUACGAUCAUGCUAAUGAUAGUGAAAAUGAAGAUGAUUAGAUGGGUAUUUUUUGUGACUAACCAAAGACUGUACUGAAAAAUUACCCAUUGUUUUGAAUCCAGAUAUGUUAAUGAGAGAAUCACUAACUGUAUAAUUCUUUAUUGUACAGCCCUUGAAAUUGAUACUAUUUGUUCAUUAAUUGAAAAAUGUACACUCUAACUCAAUACUUAAAUAAACAUGUACAUAAUA